This is a messenger RNA of Nerophis lumbriciformis (worm pipefish), 3778 nucleotides long. Its product is annotated as voltage-dependent calcium channel subunit alpha-2/delta-4-like. Lineage: Eukaryota; Metazoa; Chordata; Actinopteri; Syngnathiformes; Syngnathidae. Gene Ontology annotation, molecular function: voltage-gated calcium channel activity. The record is from RefSeq and is a predicted model, not a curated record. Gene Ontology annotation, cellular component: voltage-gated calcium channel complex.
UGGUCUCUCCCAGGAGAAGAGGGCUUUUUAAUCCAAGUGGAUUAUGUUUGCAAAUUGGGUGAGCGGCUGCAAAAUCUCCAUCAGGCCGCCAGCAGCGUUGUCCCCCUGCUAGUCAUGAGGAAGAAGGUGGCCCAAGGUUCAGGAAGGUCUCAGGAGGACUCGAGCACGUCUUGAGGAGAUCUUGAUGAAGCACGAGCUCUUGGUCUUCAGCCCGCUGGAGCCGACAUGAGGAAGGCGUGUCCUCCUCCUUAACACCUCAACACCCUCCAGAGCCAGUGAGGAUGGAGCCCAGAUCCACGCUUCGUGGAUUUGUGGGAGUCUUCUUCCUGUGGGUCACGGUUCAAGCUCAGAUGAAGAUCCCACCUGAGACCGUGCAGCAGUGGGCGUCCGUCUUCUCCACGCAGCUGAGAGAUCUUUCCAGCAAGUACUCAGGAUCUCUGCUCCUGCAGAAGAAACUGAAGGACGUGGAGUCCAUCAUCAAGAUGGUGGAACUGGACGGGCAAGACCUGGUGAAGGACUUUGCUGCCGAAAUAGAGCGCAUGCUUGGGAGCAAGAUGAAAUCUGUCAAGAGGUUAGCGGAGUCCGCAGAAGACGCCGACCUGUACCACGACUUCAACGCUUCCUUAAAGUUCGACUACUACAACUCCAUGCUCAUCAACACGGUGGAUGAGGACGGCAACUCCGUGGACCUGGGCGGCGAGUUCGCCCUGGAGGUGAACGAGCACUUCAACAAGAUGCCCGUCAACACGCUGCAGAGCAACAUCCAGGUGCCCACCAACGUCUACAACAAAGAUCCCAACAUCCUCAACGCCAUCUACAACUCGGAAGCGCUCAAUGACGUAUUCAUCGGCAACUUCCAGAAGGACCCCACGCUGACCUGGCAGUACUUUGGCAGCUCCACUGGCUUCUUCAGGAUCUACCCUGGCAUCAAAUGGACUCCAGACACAAAUGGGGUGGCGGCUUUCGAUUGCAGGAACAGAAACUGGUACAUCCAGGCGGCCACGUCCCCCAAGGACAUCAUCAUCAUGGUGGACAUCAGCGGCAGCAUGAAAGGUUUGAAGAUGACCAUCGCCAAGCACACCAUCAACACCAUCCUGGACACGCUGGGCGAGAACGACUUUGUCAACGUCAUCGCGUACACGGACUACGUGCGCUACGUGGAGCCGUGCUUCAGAGGAACUCUGGUCCAGGCUGACUUGGACAACAGAGAGCACUUCAAGAUGUUGGUGGACGAGCUGCACGUGAAAGGAGAAGCAAAGCUCAAGAACGCCAUGAAGGAGUCCUUCAAGAUCCUCAAUGAGGCACGGGCCAACGGUCUAGGCAGCAUGUGCAACCAGGCCAUCAUGUUGAUCACAGACGGCGCCAUGGAGGACUUUGAGUCCGUCUUCGAGGAAUUCAACUGGCCCGAGCGCAGGGUGCGAGUCUUCACCUACUUGAUCGGCCGAGAAAUGACGUUCGCCCAGAACACAAAGUGGAUCGCCUGCAACAACAAAGGCUAUUACACGCACAUCUCCACGCUGGCCGACGUGCAGGAGAACGUCAUGGAGUAUCUGCACGUGCUCAGUCGGCCCAUGGUCAUCAACCACGACCAUGACAUCAUCUGGACGGAGGCCUACAUGGACACUGUGCUUCCCAACACCAAGGAGCUCUUCAACACCAAAGCUCAGAGUCUCCUGUUGAUGACGUCGGUGGCCAUGCCCGUCUUCAGCAAGAAGAAGGAGACGCUGUCCCAUGGGAUCCUGCUGGGCGUGGUGGGCUCGGAUAUCCCCCUAAUGGAGGUGAUGAAACUGGCCCCCAGAUACAUGCUGGGAGCUCACGGGUACACCUUCCUCAUCACCAACAACGGCUACAUCCUGGCCCACCCUGACCUCCGACCUCUGUACAGAGACGGGAAGAAGCUGAAGCCCAAGCCCAACUACAACAGUGUGGACCUGUCCGAGGUGGAGUGGGAGGACACGGAGGAGAUGCUGAGGACCGCCAUGGUGAGGGGCGAGACGGGAAAUCUGGGUCUGAAUGUCAGAUCGUCCGUGGACAACGGGAAAAGGCCUAUGUUCCUCAUCAAUGAAUAUUUCUACACCAACGUUGACGAAACACCUUUCAGCUUCGGCAUGGUGCUGACCCGAGGUCACGGCAAGUUAAUGUUCGUGGGCAACGUGUCUGUGGAAGAAGGGCUUCAUGACCUGACGUCUCCAGACCUCAGCAUCGCCUCUGAAUGGACUUACUGCGAGACGGACGUUGACCCCGCGCACCGCAAGUACUCUCAGCUGCAGGCCGCCAUCCGCUACCUGCUGGGAAAGGAGCCGGACCUGGAGUGCGACGAGCUGCUGCUGCAGCAGACCCUAUUCGACGCCGUGGUGACGGCGCCCAUGGAGGCCUACUGGAACGCCCUGGCGCUCAACGACAGGGUGGAGCCUGGCGUUGAGACCGCCUUCCUGGGCACUCGCUCCGGCCUGAUGAGGCUCAUGAGAUACGCCGGCGUGGAGACGCGAGUGGCCAAAAAGUUCCUGACCCCUAUGGAUAAGAACAACCUGUUCACCGUCGAUCAUUUCCCGCUGUGGUACCGGCUCGCCGUGGAAUCCCGUCCCGGAACCUUCUUCUACUACUCCAUCAACGACAAAGGUGUGAAGUACGCGAUCGCCACCACCGCCGUCACCGUGUCAGCACAAGGGAAGACCGCCAUCGCCGGAGUCGUGGGUCUGCAGAUGUCGUUGGACUUGCUGGAGAAAAGAUUCUGGGACAUCACCAAGCAGGACAGCGACACAGACUGUUCCAACGUGGAAGGUUUAUGUCCUCUCAGCUGUGAAAGUCCCGACCUCAACUGCUUCCUGGUGGACACCAACGGCUUCGUUCUGCUGUCCAAAGACCGGAAAGAGGUCGGCAGCUUCUUUGGCGAGGUGGACGGUUCUGUCAUGGCGAUGCUCAUCAAGAUGGGAUUCUUCAAAAAAGUGUCCUUGUUCGACUACCAGGCCAUGUGCAAGAACAGUCAUCAUCACACCAGCAGUGCACGUUCUCUGCUCAGCCCUUUAAACGUUGCCAUGACGAUACUGCGAUGGAUCUUCUCCAAAGCUCUCAUGUUCCUGCUGGACUUCAGCUGGUGUUUCUUCUGGCACUCGGACUACUUAGUGGACGCCAAGGCCGGCUAUCACACCAGUCACAAGCAGAAGAAGGUGGAGGCGCUGGUCCCGUGUGAGACCUCCUACCCCGCCUUCAUGCUGGACUCCUCCAUCAGCGAGGCCAACAGCAUCAUCAAGUGUGGACGCUGCCAAAAGAUGUUUGUGGUGCAGCAGGUGCCUGACUCCAACCUGGCGUUGGUGGUGACGGAGGCCAACUGCGACUGCUCCCGUCAGUACGGCCCCAUCCCGCUUCAGCCCAAAGAGAUAAAAUAUAUCGCCACGGUGAAGUGCAACCGCAUGAAGUCGCAGAAGUUGCGGCGGCGUCCCGAGUCGUGCCACGCCUACCACCCUAAGGAAAAUGCAAAGGACUGUGGGGGCGUGGCCACCAUCUACCUGUCAAUCACACUUUUCUGCACCUCUCUGCUGGUCUCUUUGCCCCGCCUUUGCCUGACGUAACCAUGACAACCGAGCAGGAAGUUACAGUUUUGUCAAGUCAGCUUGCAGUUUCCAAAGGGGGAACAUGGCGCCCUCUGCUGGACCGUGAAGUGAUUGUAGCUAAAUUAUUGAAGACUUUUUAGAAGAAAAAUGUACUUUUAAGCCAAAGCAUGCUUUGUGCUGCCAGACUUUUAUUCUGAAAAUCCAAGAGAACAAAAACGUUGAUAAAA